UCACGUGGUGGCGGCAUCAGCUGAUCGUUGUUUCCGUUGCCGGCGGCGAGGCUGAGAGCGGAGCUGGUCGGUCGGUCUGCGGCGGUGGCCAUGGCAGCCUCGGUGGGGCCGGGGACCCGCACCAAGACCAAGAAGAAGCACUUCGUGCCGCAGCGGGUGAAGGUCUUGCGGUCGGCCGACCCGCUGCUGGCCGUGCUGGGCUGGGGCAUCAACCAUCAGGUCAACGAGCUGAGUCAAGUCCCUCAGCCGGUGAUGCUGCUUCCGGAUGACUUCAAAGCCAGUUCCAAAGUGAAAGUGAACAAUCAUCUCUUCAACAGGGAAAACUUGCCCAGCCAUUUCAAGUUUAAGGAAUACUGCCCGCAGGUCUUCCGCAAUCUCCGGGAGCGCUUCAACAUUGAUGACCAGGAUUAUCAGGUUUCGUUGACACGUAGCCCCCCCACCUACGAGACUGAGGGAGGCGGGGGGCGCUUCCUCAUGUCUUACGACAAAACAUUGGUGAUAAAGUUGAUCUCCAGUGAAGACGUGGCUGACAUGCACAGUCUCCUCUCACAUUACCACCAGUAUAUUGUGAAAUGUCAUGGGAACACCCUCUUGCCCCAGUUCCUGGGGAUGUACCGGGUCAGUGUGGACAACGAAGAGAGCUACAUGCUGGUCAUGAGGAACAUGUUCAGCCACAGGCUUACUGUGCACCGGAAGUACGAUCUGAAGGGCUCCUUGGUAUCCCGCGAAGCAAGCGAUAAGGAGAAGGGCAAGGAUCUACCCACACUGAAAGACAUUGAUUUUCUGAACAUGAACCAGAAGAUAUACGUCAGUGAAGAAGCCAAGAAGGACUUCAUGGAGAAGUUGAAGCGAGAUGUGGAGUUCCUAGUGCAGCUGAAGAUUAUGGACUACAGCCUGCUCUUGGGGAUCCAUGACGUGGCACGGGCUGAGCAAGAGGAAGAGGAGGAAGUGAAAGAGGAAGAGGAGGACGGCGAGGGAGAGCCUGGGGGCGUGGCCUCAGUGGGAUCCUAUGGGACAUCUCCAGAGGGCAUCGGCAGCUAUCUCAACUCCCACAGGCCUCUGGGGCCUGGCGACUUUGACCCAUACAUUGACGUUUACGCCAUCAAGAGUGCCGAAAACAGCCCGCAGAAGGAAGUUUAUUUCAUGGGACUGAUCGACAUCCUCACGCAGUAUGAUGCCAAGAAGAAGGCUGCCCAUGCAGCCAAGACAGUCAAGCACGGGGCCGGUGCAGAGAUCUCCACGGUGCACCCAGACCAAUACGCCAAGCGUUUUCUGGACUUUGUCACCAAUGUGUUUGCUUAACGGGCUGUGCUGUGACUGCCACCAAAGAUCAAAAGGCUUUCCUGCCCCCAUCCCCAUAGUUCUCCCCUGCCAUUCUGACCCCCAAAUUCUCAGUAAGAGGGAUGGUCCCCCCCUACUGUUUGGGUGAGCAGGAGAGUCCUCAGACGAGAGAGCCCCGUUGCAGCUGGCCUGGGGAGACAGCUGCCAAAUCAAGUGCCUUAAACUCCGAUCUUUCCUCGGGAACGGUCGGCAAUUCAGAGCUAUUCGGCAGCUCUUCGGAGGCAGCUUCCUUCCGUUUCCUGGUGGGAGAAACGAGGCCGGCAGCUCUCCGUCCCCUCGGAUGGACCUGCGACAACACUAGUCAGUGGCUCUGUUUAGGGCAGCAUCUACAAAACUCUCACACAGGGUCAGCUGGCGUCUUAUUCCAGGACAGAAUAAUAUGCAAUAAUAAGAAAUUUUUAAGUCACGUGCCUUCGGAAGAAGGGGGGGAUGAGUGCAAUCUUCUCUGCACCGUCAGUUUCCAUCAGGGUGCCUGACGGUAUAUCCCGGUAGAGUCAGCAGCACUACCUAUUGAUGUCAGAGCCUCUGUGCAAAAUCUUUACCUCUUCUCUUCACUCCAUGGUGAGAGUUUUUACAGUGUCCCCUCCCCCUUCCUUAUAGAAGGUUUAGGUUGUUUCAGAGCACCCUUGUUGAUAAUAAACCUUCCCUUCUGUUGACCAUCUGAAGGGCUUAAAAAUGUACUCCAAUUCCCAUUGGGUUGUUUUGUUUGGGGUUUUUGUUUUUGCUCUUCCACUGUGGCUUUUUAAAAGCCUCACCCAAACUCCACUCCUUAUGCAGGCCCGAUAUCUGAGACAGCUUUUAUUUGGAUGUACUGUAAUCUCCCCCCACAUCUUAUCCGCUGGAGGUUGCGCACCAGUUCAGGGCUGCUAAAACGGGGGGCUGGGAUUUGGUUCCUGGGUGGUUCUUAAUCUCUGCCCUAGUGGAGAGGGCCGUGCUGGUCUCGGCAGAGAGGAUUUUUUUUCUGACCCUGGCACCACGUACCAGGCCAUUUCCCUAACUUGGAUGGGUGGAACAGCUCUGCUCCAUAGCCAGGAGAGUCUGAGUCUCCACAGAGCGGCCUGCACGAGGCUCGGCUGCCCCAGCCCCACCCAACAAUAGCAAUCCUGUUCCAACGUUUUGGCAGAGGCUGAAAGUAAAAGCCUCGCCCUAGGUUAUAAUUGAAGGUUUCUUUUGCUGAGGGAUAGAAAGGGCUCAGUAGGGGACAUAAUGCCCGUGUUUCAGGCACACCCCCGUAACUGUUCUGCUGCAAGAGGAAUGCAAGACAGAGCUAGCAUUUCCUGUCUCUUUCAGCCCACUAAGGAGCAAGAGCUCUUGGCUGAGGUCUGUAGCUUGCAGAGGGGACUCCCUGGGCCCUUCGGUUAUAGGCCAAGCCAUAUUGGGGACAUUGCUCGGUAGCCACAGCCUUCAGCAAAGCAAAGCAGGGCUCCUCCAAGACCCCACGCGACGAGCGCCUUGAGGGAAAACAAACACAUUCCAGUCACUCCUGCCUACCUGGCACAUUGGUCUGGUGUGCCACAGGGCAGCUGUUAUCCUAGCAAGGGAGAAGCCCUUUGGCAGCACUCCUAAGUGAUUCCCCCCCCUCCCCAAUUUGCUGCUUGAUGGUGCUGCUUUGGUCCUGGCCCCAAAGGGUUGCAUCAGUACCAUUCAUGGUCCACACUCCUCUGUCCCACCUGCGGUUCUUCUGGGACAGAAGCCAUUCCUCUUGAUGCAAUAAAGCCCGUGCCAUGGAAACGGGCUUAUGCCCCAGGGAGCUCCACGACAUUCCCCCCCCCUUUUCUUUCUCUCUCUCUCUCUCUCUCCAGUGUUUCUUAUUGUAUAAGAUGUUGUAUUUCCAGUUUUCUCUGUAUCAAUAGAAAUAAAUUAUUGAACCGGA
Molecule: messenger RNA, 3214 nt
Organism: Heteronotia binoei (common prickly gecko)
Lineage: Eukaryota; Metazoa; Chordata; Lepidosauria; Squamata; Gekkonidae
Gene: PIP4K2C
Product: phosphatidylinositol-5-phosphate 4-kinase type 2 gamma
Exons: 10
Coding region: 91-1302 (403 amino acids)
Biological process (GO): phosphatidylinositol metabolic process
Molecular function (GO): phosphatidylinositol kinase activity
Source: RefSeq, a predicted model, not a curated record